This is a messenger RNA of Armigeres subalbatus, 888 nucleotides long. It is a transcript of the gene purple, whose product is annotated as 6-pyruvoyl tetrahydrobiopterin synthase. Gene Ontology annotation, biological process: tetrahydrobiopterin biosynthetic process. Gene Ontology annotation, cellular component: mitochondrion. Bases 213 to 725 code for a protein of 170 amino acids. The record is from RefSeq and is a predicted model, not a curated record. The transcript is spliced from 4 exons. Gene Ontology annotation, molecular function: 6-pyruvoyltetrahydropterin synthase activity. Lineage: Eukaryota; Metazoa; Arthropoda; Insecta; Diptera; Culicidae.
UACGUUUCACAGCUUCAUUCGCCUGCAAGUUGCAAAAGUUGUUGUAUAGGUAUUUGUUGAAACAUACUGACAUUAGAUAGCGAAUUAAAUUCCUAACACUGAAUUAUCGAUAACAAGGUAUCACUAAAUACGCAUUAAAAACUACACUAACCAGUUGCUUAAAUCUAGAAAUUCCUCAUUGAAUACGAAGUGUUUCGAAAUAAAAACUAGCAAUGUCCGCACCUUUAGUGUAUCUAACGCGAAAGGAGUGCUUCAGUGCUUGUCAUCGUUUGCAUAGCCCUUUUCUAAGCGAGGAAGCCAACCGUCAAGUGUAUGGAAAGUGCAAUAACCCGAACGGACAUGGUCACAACUAUACGGUCGAGGUCACCGUUCGGGGACCGGUUGAUCCCAAGACCGGAAUGGUCAUGAACAUCACGGAUUUGAAGCAAUACAUGGACCAGACGAUCAUGAGGAAAUUAGACCAUCUUAAUCUGGAUAAAGACGUUCCCUAUUUUAAGAAUUUGGCCAGCACCACAGAGAACGUGGCCAUCUUCAUCUGGGACAGCCUGAAGCUCGUUAUGCCCAAACCAGACCUACUGUACGAGGUGAAGAUCUACGAAACGGACAAGAACUCGGUCAUCUACCGGGGUCAGAAGUUUGAUGCCAAUCAUCACUACCACAACAACGAUCUGAGCUCCAACGAUAACGUUUGCUCGACGAAUCUUUCGUCCGAUUCGGAUAGUUAGGUCUCGAACAACGGAUACGGUAUUAAUUAGGCGUUGACAACUAUCGACGCCGGUUGCAAAGCACGAAAUAUUGAUGUUGAAAUUGUAAACUGAAAACUAAAUUGGAAAAGUGAUUUAGACGACUCGGACUGUCGAAAUAAACGUGAUGCAUUUUGUGUUCGUA